CGUUGAUCAGUGUGAGAGAUUCUUUGUCUUCUCUCUAAAUGGGAAUGGGACGAACAACUUCGAAGCUGAAGAAGGCCACAAAGAGACUGGUCUUAGCUGCUUGUCGCUCUCUUUCUCUUCUUCCUCCUCUGCAUGUGAAACAGAGUUCACGGGGAUCUACAGCUAUUAUAAAGCCAGAGAAUGUUCCUCUGCCUCAUCACCAUGAGGUCAAUGAAGAAGCCAUAGAUAAAGCAGGCUCCACUAAUCCUACUUCUACGAUCUUGUGCGCUAUUUGUCUAGAACCUCUAAGUCAUUGUGAUGAUAACUCUCCCAGUGAAGCUACAUUCACUGGACAGUGCUCGCACUCCUUCCACUAUUCGUGCAUUGCUUCCAAUGUGCGUCAUGGAAGUGUCACUUGUCCUGUUUGCCGUGCCCAUUGGACCCAUCUCCCUGCUCCUUCCUUUCCCCACUUCUCUGAACGCCAACAAGACGACUCUGUUCUUCGUAUUCUUGAUGACUCCAUUGCCACUUCCCGCGUCCAAAGACGCUCGCUCCUUCGCUCUGCUCGCUACAACGAUGAUGAUCCUAUCUCCCCUCCUCACUCCACCACGAGCUAUCCUCGUCUAGACUUCUCUUUAAUCCCUCUCACAGUUGCUCCCAACCUGAUGUCUUAUCCAUGCUGCUUCCAACCUCUCCAAGGUGCUUAUUCUCCAUUACAAAUGUGUAGAGGGUUCGACACAAGUCAAAGUCACUUGACCAGUUCGUUGGGCACAAGAAAUGCAUAUCUCUCGGUGAAGCUGAAAGAUCCACAACCCAUUGACUUGGUUCUGGUUGCGAGUCCUAGCGGGCCACAUUCUCGCCUUCUCAAGCAAGCUAUGAUAUUAGUAACCUCCUCUCUUCGACCAGUUGAUCGUCUAUCCAUAGUGACAUACUCAUGUGUUGCAGCACGUGUGUUUGCUCUGAGACGCAUGACUUCAUGUGGAAAGCGGGCGGCUCUGCGAGUGAUAGACCGUCUCUUCUACACGGGACAAGCUGACCCUUCUCAAGGCAUUCUUAAGGGCAUUAAAGUACUCAAAGAUCGUACCUACAAGAAUCCACAGUGCAGCGUUCUACAUAUCUCAAGUAGUCCAAUAAGCUCAUAUUAUCCCAACAGCGUGAUGCAUAGAGGUGUCAUGGUCCAUAGGUUUCACGUUGGGUUUGGUACUGAGACUUGGAAUGGUUUUGUGUUUCAUAAGUUGGAAGAGUUUCUAGAAAACGUGUUGGGAGGAGUAGCGAGUGAUAUUCAACUGAGGAUCGGGAUGGAAGGGAAGAUUGUUAGAGUAGGGGAGUUGAGAGGUGGUGAAGAGAGACAAGUGUUGCUAGAUCUUGGUGGGCAUGUUAAUGUUCAUCUCUGCUAUAGCUAUGUGGAAGGAGACAGUAAUGAGUGUAUCAGGAGAAGAGGGGAGACGACACUGAGCUUAGUUGAGGACAAGGAAGGGAUAGAAAGUGAUGAUUGUUAUGAAUCUGGAGGUGGGAGGGGUGAAGACUAUGUGUGCAGCAAUAGUGUGAGAAGAAGCAUUAAUGCUGGAGCUUGGGACUAUUAUGAUCCUUUUAUGGCUAGAAGAUGGGCAAAGCGGUUGCAUGAAACUGUAAAUCUUUGAUUAGUUUAACCAUGUUAGUGAACAUCUUACUUGUAAACUUUCUCAAUAUUUGCUCAUGUAGCAUGUUACAACAUACCACGAAUUCAUGAUUAAUUCAAGACUAGAGAG
Molecule: messenger RNA, 1727 nt
Organism: Eruca vesicaria subsp. sativa (arugula)
Lineage: Eukaryota; Viridiplantae; Streptophyta; Magnoliopsida; Brassicales; Brassicaceae
Source: the annotation of a GenBank genome assembly